AUGACCCCGCUCUGGAACACGUCAUCCAAAUAUGAAAACAUCAUUUCCAAAAGUGUUCUGGUCCGAUCAGGACCUCCUGCUGUCUACCAGCUGAGACCAAAGAUAGAGAACAUUGGAUCUCUAAGAAGAAUGACUCUCGGUGAAAGAAAUGUGAACAAGAUAAACAAAACCAUCUUGCUUGUGGGUGAAACAGGAACAGGAAAAUCUACUCUGGUCAACGCUCUGGUCAACUACGCCAUGGGAGUGAAGUGGGAGGAUGAUGUCUGGUUUCAGAUCGUAGAGGACGAGGAGAGACAUCAGGGUGAAAGUCAGACAUUAGAUGUGAUGGUGUACCAGAUCUUUGGUUUUGAAGGUGAAACUCUGCCCUACUCUCUGACCAUCAUCGAUACUCCUGGAUACGGAGACACCAGAGGAAUCAAACAGGAUGACAUCAUCAGUCAAAGAUUAUUAGACUGGUUCCGCUCAGAGGACGGAGUUCAUGAGAUGAAUGCAGUGGGUCUGGUGGUGAAAGCGAGUGUGAAUCGACUGGAUGAGCGACUGAGGUACAUCUUUGAUUCAGUGGUGUCUCUGUUUGGAAAAGACAUGGAGAAGAACAUUGUUGCUCUCAUCACACACUCAGAUGGUCUGAUACCUGAAAAUGCUCUGAAAGCUUUAGAAGAGGCAAGAAUUAAAUGUGCCAGAAAUAAAAAGAAUCAGCCUGUUUACUUUAUGUUUAAUAACCGCCAGGACACAGAGAGAACAACGGAAAACAAGUCAGUUUUAGAGACUGCAUGGGAAACAUCAAUGAGAGGAAUGAAGGAAUUUCCACCCUUUAUGGAAAGAUCUGCACCUCAGGAGCUAAAGACAACUGUUGAAGUGUUGAAUUCACGAAUCAGUCUGACAGCCUGCAUCCAAAACCUGAAAGAGAGAGUUGAGUUCACUGAACAAAAACAGAGAGAAAACCAACAGAUUCAGGAAGCUCUGAAGAAACAUGAAGAAGAGAAGAAGAGAAAUGAAGAUUCACUGUAGAAGUUGAUGAAGUCUACAAAGUUAAAGAAAGUA
Molecule: messenger RNA, 1041 nt
Organism: Micropterus salmoides (largemouth bass)
Lineage: Eukaryota; Metazoa; Chordata; Actinopteri; Centrarchiformes; Centrarchidae
Product: septin-1-like
Exons: 2
Coding region: 1-1008 (335 amino acids)
Molecular function (GO): GTP binding
Source: RefSeq, a predicted model, not a curated record